UCUCUUUCUUUCUUCUUCGUAUGAUCGCUCUCUGGUUUUUACUUCUUGAUCUUUAACUUGAUCUCGCAUGGCGAUGGAUACUCUCUACGACUACCAAAUAUGGCAACCUGAAGAACACGAAGAUGACGUUAAUGUUACCAUUUCCAAUUCUCACUUGCUUCCAUGUGACUGUUUCCUUUUCCACCUUCACUUUCGCCAUGUUCUCCAGUCAAAUCAUCCUCAAGAAUUACAGAGACUCCUAAACUCGUCUCUAUCUUCGUUCUUGAUACCUUGUGAUGCAUUUUUCGCCAGUGGCUUCAGUAUCCUGAUCGCGGUUUUCUCCGACACCGGCGUCGCUCAAGACUUCUUGGACGCGGCGGUACCGGACGUUCUGUCCGUCGCGGCCGAUAUAGCAUGCAAUCCUCUUAAUGCUGGCCGUCGGGUACUUCCGUUGGCGGUGUCCGUUUUAGCCGUUUCGCCGUACAAUGAACGCGAGGAAAUUGGGCGAGUUUUGCGGGAAUCCUCGCCGCAAGAGUUUAAAACGUCGCCGGCUAGUGAGUCGGCAAUCGAAGGGUUGAAGACGGUGGAGAUUGAUGUCGGCGGAGAGUUGUUGAUUGGAGAAUGCAGAAUAUGUUUGGAUGAACUAAUGAACGGAAUGGAAGUUACGCGAUUGCCGUGCGCUCAUUUUUACCACAGAGACUGUAUCGUCAAAUGGCUGGAGACGAGUCAUUUGUGCCCGUUGUGUCGCUACGCAAUGCCACUAAGCUGAUCGGUUUCAAAAUUUUCCGGGAUCAGUGGUCGUACAUGAUAGAAUUGAAUUUACAACAGGAAAUGCAGGGAGAUGAUGAACCAAGCUAGCUUUUGUUACUUUUCAACUUAGCUGAUAUCGAGGAGUAGGGAAAUAAGGUGGACUGGUUCUUGAAACACCAUGACAUUGAGACAUUGAGAAUCUAACAGAUAACUGGAUGGGACAUAGAAGUUCGUUUUGGAGAUUUGCAAUUAUCUUAGGAUGACUGAUGAAACCGCUUCAAAUCGUCGACUGUGUUUUCGAAGAUAGCUGAAUCAGAGAAUAUUUUGAUGGAGCAAACAACCAGAAUGGCAAUUAUCUUUGGCCAAGGGAAAUUUGGAGGAUAUUCACACAGUAAAAUGGAGAUGGCUGGAAGAGAGACAGAGAAAGCAGGAAGCUGGAAUAUCACUGGUUGCAUACUGGCUCCAUCAGAAAUGUCUAUGCCAAUACAUGGGAAUCCGAGGUUAGUUCAUAACUUUUUUGUCAUAAAUGAAGAACAAUUCUUUAUAGAUGAGGUUGAAUUUCCUUUACUUUUUGAUAUGCAGUCAGGGUAGUUGAUCAAUUAGUUGAAAUAGAUAUAUUUGGAAUUCUGUUUGGUUGGAGAAAAUUUUAGGAUUAGAAACAUAUAUGGCCAAAAUGAACUGAACGUCCUUUCCUUCUGAGAACUGGCAGAAGACAAUCAUGUGAGAA
This is a messenger RNA of Cucurbita moschata (crookneck pumpkin), 1456 nucleotides long. Its product is annotated as probable E3 ubiquitin-protein ligase ATL45. Gene Ontology annotation, molecular function: zinc ion binding; ubiquitin protein ligase activity. Lineage: Eukaryota; Viridiplantae; Streptophyta; Magnoliopsida; Cucurbitales; Cucurbitaceae. The record is from RefSeq and is a predicted model, not a curated record. The coding region runs from base 68 to 748 and encodes 226 amino acids. Gene Ontology annotation, cellular component: cytoplasm. Gene Ontology annotation, biological process: protein ubiquitination. The transcript has 2 exons.